Messenger RNA from Triticum turgidum subsp. durum (durum wheat), 897 nucleotides. The record is from the annotation of a GenBank genome assembly. Lineage: Eukaryota; Viridiplantae; Streptophyta; Magnoliopsida; Poales; Poaceae.
AUGGCGGAGAGGGGAGGAGGCGGCGAGGGAACGUCGUCGUCGCCGGGGAAGAAGGCGAGGAAGCCCUACACCAUCACCAGGCCCAGGGAGCGGUGGUGCCCCGAGGAGCACGAGCGCUUCCUCGACGCCCUGCUCAGGUUCGGCCGCGACUGGAGGAAGAUCGAGGAGCACGUCCGCACCAAGACCGCGGUGCAGAUACGCAGCCACGCCCAGAAGUACUUCCUCAAGGUCCAGAGGCUGGGCCUCGCCGCCGGGCUGCCGCCGCCACAGCACCCGAGCCGCAGGCUCGCCAUGUCGCAGCAGCAGAUCUCGCCGGCCGACGGGACGGCAGUGCUGCACGGACAGCCGCAACAUUGUCCGUCCGGUGCUGUUCAGGGUCCCGUCGGCUGGACCUAUCCGGGACAGGGAGUUCUUCCUGCGUCCAAUGACAUGCAGAACUUGGACUGGGCUUGCAGUUCAGGCAGCUCUGCCUGGGUGAGCCAUGGAGGUGCAGGGAGCCAGACUCAACCAGCCGCAGCAACACAUCCAGGUGGCAGCUCAUUCAUGGGGGCGCCGAGCUUCGACGAUACGGGCAUGGACUGGACUGGCACGGGCAGCACAGGCGAAGCGUCGGCGAUCGCCGAUGCAGAGGAUGAGACGAUUCCACUUCCCUUGUCCCCUGACGACAUGCAUUUCGCGCGGGUAUACCGGUUCAUCGGCGACAUAUUCGACCCGGCCACGCCGUGCCGCAUCGAAGCCCACCUGCAGAAACUCAAGGACAUGGAUGGGAUCACUGUGAAGACGAUCCUGCUGGUGCUAAGGAACCUCGAGACCAACCUGACAGCGCCUCAGUUUGAGCCCAUCAGGCGGCUGCUGUCGAGGUAUGACCCCGGGCGAGGCCUGUCUGGCCAGCUAUAG